Exaiptasia diaphana is the source of this 12838-nucleotide messenger RNA. Its product is annotated as KICSTOR complex protein SZT2. Gene Ontology annotation, cellular component: peroxisome. The transcript is spliced from 54 exons. The record is from RefSeq and is a predicted model, not a curated record. Lineage: Eukaryota; Metazoa; Cnidaria; Anthozoa; Actiniaria; Aiptasiidae. Bases 117 to 12359 code for a protein of 4080 amino acids.
CAUGGCGGACACGAAGACAUAACAUAAAACAACUUUUUGGUUUCCUGGCGGUAAGCUAGACGUCAAUCCGAUCUUCCUAAUGAUAGUGUCCAUACUCCCCUGAUGCCUACAUCAUUAUGGAUGGUAACGAAGACACUUUACCCAGCUAUGAGGGUAAAGCUUCCCAAGUAUUCCUUCUUAUGGGACAAGAAUACCGCAUCUCAAGAAGUAUCCGGGCACAGUGGUUUUUCCAGCAGGUCAACUCUGUUCUCCCUCAACCAAAACCCAAAGAUGAAUUGAUAGCAUCAAAUAAAGAACUAGAAAUUCUGUCUGUUCUCUCAAAUAACAAUACUGCACCUGCUCAACAACUUUAUCUUCUGCCGUCAACUCACAUCACCUUCAUUGGCAGGAAAUAUCGAUUUGUGUUCUGUCUGGACAUCAGCCCAUCCUUGGCUAUUGUGGACAUCCAGUCUGGUAGUGUUAUAACUGAUGAAGCAUUUCUAAAAUUCAAGAACUGUUUGUUAGGACUUGUUGCACCUUUCUCAGUUCCUGGCAAUGAUGUCAUCCUGCGUCCUGAGUUGUAUAUAACUGUGUUGGCGUAUACUUCAAUUCUAAGCCCAGAAACACCACAGAUUCUCAUUCAGGGUGUCCUAGUAACAGAAGACAAUGUAGAUAUGGUUCUAGAAACAGUUGGAUCCAAACUAACCAAACUAGAGAACACACUUGCAGACACCAUAGCAUCAACUCAAAAGGCAAAGGGAAAAACACAAAAAACUGGCAGUGAAUCGGAAAAUGAUCAGACAGAUGCAGUGACACUCUUGUCACCAGAAGCUGGACCAAUAGCAAUGCUUCGUAGUGCAAUUCUGGCAUUGCAGUUAUUGCCAGAUAAUGCAAGUGCAGGUGCCGUAGUGAUAACAGAUGGUGUUUUUGCACUGCCUGAUGCAUCAGCUGUUGAUUCAUUGCUGGCGCAGCUAAGAGGAAGCACAGUGUGCUGUACAUUUCUUAAAGUUGGCAGUGGUUUUCAUGCACAUUGCAGCAUUGGUUACAUACCUCACUGUGAUCUGAUGCAGUUUAUUGCUAUGGCAACAUCAGGGGCGUACCUAGCAAAUACUCCUCCGGUUGUCAAGGACACUGUUCAAGAUGAAUCCAAAGGUCUGCCAGCUAUGAAUCUUUACCACAAAUCUUUACUUUGCUGGAGUUUUCAAAGAGAUUACGACUUGAGCAAGAUCGAGUCAUGGAUAGGAGAUGCAAUGGAUCUCAAUAAGGAUGAUUUGGCCUGGCCACUGCUAAACACACGUUCGACAUUCUCUUAUGCGUUAAGUGAAUGGGAGAGAAAUGCCAUGCAGCCAUCCAUGCACAAGAAACAAAUGGAAACAAAACUACACACAAGUAUUACCAGUGUCCUUAGUGUGCGUCUGCGUGAAGGGUACUCUGUCCAGGAAGUAGUUAUAACAAAAGGUGGAAAACAACUUGAAGUAACAUUAACAUUGCCAUGGAAACAGCAUGUUCAAAUUCAAUAUGUGGCUGUCGCUGCAUGGCCAUUGAGCAAAUCCAACCGUAUGACACAUGUUGAGGUGACAAUUACAGCACCAUAUGAGUUCCUGCAUGAUGUGUCGUAUCUGAGUAAAGAGUCCAUUACUAGUUCAUACAGGGCAAUGGUUGUGAAGAAAUUUCGUCAAACUAUGAAAAAUAUUCAAAGUACAGAUGAAUUACUAACUCAUCUCCAGUCCUUCUCAUCCAAUCCAAGUUACUAUACAAUACCAGACAGCGCUAGGAAUGGUGUACCAUUGUUCUAUCUGCCUCCAAACUCUAGCAAUCCUGUUUUAUCACUCCAGCAUGAAAGGAAAAUUUCCAAGUCACAAGAAUCACAGUUUGCAGUGUUUUGGAAACCUGUCCUCACCCUGGACACCACUGUCUGGCAAAGAUGGAUGCAUUGCCAUAGAAUUGGACUACUACUAGAACAUGACAUCCCACUACCUAAGAACAUGCAUCUCGCAGUUGGCAGUGAUUUCUUUCAUUCCAUUCAGUGCCGCAUGGCUCUGAGCUCUCUUAAUUCAUUAUUACGAAGCAUGAGCUCAUUUGUCCUUUUGGAAAACCAUUCGUACAUAAAGUUUAUUGAAGGAGAAAAUGCUGACAGUCCACCUUUGUCAUUCUGUUUAAUCCGUGUGUCAUCAAGGCCUCCAUGUAUUGUUAUUAGACUUGCUUUUCUUGGAGGAACUCCUGGUCACACUAGACAUGCAAUAACAAAGGAGUUAAGAUCCAACCUCAUCAAAGUUAAAGCACCAAUUGGACCAGUCAGCAAACUCUCAAAGCUUCAGCAAGAUAACAAAGGAAAGAGUAAAAGCAAAAAGAAAGGCAGCCAAAGACUUGCAGAAGAUAAACCUUGUGUACUGUUACUGAAGAAACCUCUAGAGCGCAUCCUUGUCAGAUAUGACCGUGUCCCAGAGGAUUUGUACUUCCCUUAUCCAGAGGCAUUAUUGUAUUCAGUAUACAGCACUAACACAGGGUUACAGUAUGCCAACCGUACCCAAGAAAACCACAUGAAAGUUUUAUGUCAUUAUAUGUUCCAUCAGCGCUGGAUUUGGUCAGUCCAGGAAGAUGGGCCAAGACAUAUUAACACGGAAGUAGUUGCUAGGGUUUUGAAUACUCUUACAAAGCUCCGUUUACAAGAAAAGUUCAAUUUUGCCAGCAAUAAUGCUGGAAUUGUUACAAUGGCAAAAGAGGUUGAGAUGCUGGACAAAACCAGCAAGAGUGGCAAGACCUACUCUUGUAUAGUUCAAUAUGUGAUGUUUCCACCAUACAGUAAGCCAGCUGGAGAUGCUGUGAAAGAUUGGGUAGAUGGUGGCCAGGCUCCCUCACAAGACACGGGUGGCAACCUUCAAAUGGUAACAGAGGUCUGGAUCGAGCCCCAAUUUGGUGUAAUUGAUUGUAAAGAAAAGUCUUUGCAGUAUCUGGACGGACUUCAAUAUUAUGAAGUUCCUCAGGCGAUCUUUGAAGCAGACUACAAGUACGUUUCUGCUUUUUUGACGUUUGAGAGAUUGUGGUGUAUGUGUGAUGACCAGGUAAUUUCAGCACCAUCCUGGACAGAUUCACCACUUCCUGGCAGAAUUUCUCCUUCACCAGACAGGAACUGGACGGUUGAGAGUGUACUGUAUCCAUUUGAUCCUAUAUUGAUUUUACCAAAGACGCGUCAAGUUGAAAUGGUGUUUUCAUCAGUCAAAGAAGCAACUGGUCAAGAUUCCAGCAUCCAAGGAGAAAUGCCAAAUGAAGCUCUCUUCAAGUUGCUAAUUGACGACAUGAGUCAUCUUCAUGAACGUGAAAUCAAAAUGUCCGAGAAAAACUGUCAAGAUUUAGUUCAACACAUUCUACAACGAGAGAGAAGUGGGAUACCUGUGCCUUUUAUUGAUGCCUUAAACUCAACAAAAACAUCUUCUGUUGAUUCAAGUAACAGUGCUGGUGAAGGCUCUAAUCUGGACAAUACACCAUUGAUCAAGUGGAGGUGUUUUGUGCGUUCAGUCCAGGGACUUGCUGGUAAUUGCCGUCUGAUGUUAACUUUCAUCCCUGCAAGUUUAAAAUAUGUCAAGUUAUUUGGAAAGAAAGUCAGCCAUUGUCGUGAUAACAAAACAAUAUUUAGAGAGAAAGAUAGCAAUACAUUAGAGAAAGUCAGAGAUGCCUUGACAAAGAGAGCAUUGACACCUAUCAUGGAAGACACAGAAAAAAUCAGCUUAACAAGCCAAGAAUCUUCCCAAGACAGCCCACCUCUGAGUCAAUUUGCUAGUUUAGACAAACAUCGUCCAGCAAGUCUUAUAAUGCCUCCUGUUUUAACUUCACCCACUGAAUUAGAAAACCAGAAGUUCAAUUCCCAAGGUUCCACAGAUAAAACUCCAGAGGAGACCACCAGCAGAUGUGUUCAGUUCAAAGAUCAUGACAACAACCCCACCCCUACUAAGGAGAAUUUGUCUCCUUUAACACAAAGCACUCCAAAUAUGGAAAAUGACGGGUGGUUCUCAUACACUAUACCUGUGUAUUGUUAUGACUGCCCUUUGUAUAAUCUAACACAUGUAGAUGAAAAAUAUGAAUCUGGACAAAGGACUGAGGAAUACCGGAAGCGCGAAGAUAUCUUCCAGGACUUCACUCAUACAUCUCAAGUAUUUGUUGACCCAUUUAGUUUGGAGGAAAUGCCACGUUUGUCAGAGGGAAGGACUCUGGGAAGGUUUGGGUCUUCAAAGGAUCUCCUCCUUCAUUGUAACGCUGUUCAUGAUCUUUUCUUCCGUUCUUUUGUGACCAGUAUCUUCACUAGUUUUCAAUCUGGACACCAGAUGAAUGUAAGAGAUGUCCAGUCAGCUGUCGACACUUGUGAAGAAAACUUCCUGGAAAUUGACAUCACAGAAUUUAUUCGUACUCUUUGUGGGCAUUUUGUGCGCAACACUGAGUCUCCUAAAUCUUCUGACACUGUAAGAGGACCAUCAUCCCUGCUGCUUUGCCACAAAACUCAGUCUCCUAUCUUCCAAAGGCAAAACUUCCAAGAGUUUGGAACUUUGGCUUUUCUGAAGUCAUAUUUGAAUAAUAAUUGUGAGUCCAGUACAGGUCUUCAUCAGUCAGUUAAAGAGAGAUUCAUGGGUAUAUUAGGAAGAUAUUUUAAGAUGAUACCAAACUAUGGAGAUUUGUUCUUCUAUUGUCCACAAAUCACAACCAACCAUGGAAAGCCUUCCAGUUGUAGCUUUGAACCAGAAGAAGACCAAGAAGACAUUGAAGAUCAUGACAAAGGUGAUGAAGAAGAAGAAGUGUUUGGAGAGACUGUUGUGUUGAUCCAUGACGAUGAAGAAGACUACGGCCCUCUCUCAAGUGACUCUGAUGAGUCUGAUUAUGGAGGUUCUGAAGGAGAGAGUGAUUUUGGUGAUGCUGAAGAUGAUGAUAAAAGUUUGAGUACUCCGUUAUUCCUGCAGUUAACAUGCUCACUAAGAGACAGAAGUACCAUUGGUGGUGGGACAAUGACUCCUGUACCUAUAGACUCUUUACCUGUUUGUAUUGGUGAAAUAGUACGUCGUAUGGAAGAAGCUGAGGAAUCCUUUGACCUCUUCAGCCCUUCUCUUCAAAUAACCAUUGAUCUGAACUGUCUCACGCUCUCUCCAGUACCAGACUACUCAACCCUGAAGUCCAGUGUCAAUCACCCAACAUUUUCAACAUCAUUUUCUGGUUCUUGUGGAGAAUCGCCAAUUUCACUUUCUCCACAAGAAAAGUUUGAGUUCAAGAGACUAGAUUCCAAAACAGUUACCUCUCAUGAUAUUGAUGGUCUAAGUGGUCCAGAUCCAUUCCGCAGUCUUCCUCACCAACAGAGACUGGCCAUGAAUACCAUAUCUGAGAAUGUUCAGUGGUUAUUACAAGAUGAAGUGGUGUCAGAGUUACGCCACACAGGGCCAUAUACUACAGCAACAUUGGAUAAGGUUGAAAGGCAUGUGCAGAAAUCAGAAGGCCAUCCAAUGUGUAUAUACAGAAACAUUUCACUGCAGUUUGUCUUUGGUGCUGAACAAAGCAUGGAGCUCUUUAUGAAAGAGUUUGAAGAGAUGAACUCAUUGGAUUACAAACUGAAUAAAGUAGAGGACUACUACUAUCUUACUUCUCUUAAUGAACAUGAUGAAAAUGAAGAGCCAAAUAGAAAUCAAGCUAAAGAUAACUUGGAAGAAACUUCACAGGAAAAUGUACUUGGAGGAAACUCUCCAAAGGAAUCUUCACCACAAACACAAGAUUCUCCUUCAGCUGGGAAUACUUUUAUUGCUGUUCAGCAGUCUCCUGGAAAGAAUAUGGAAACAGGAAGCCCACUACCAGGUGAGGAUGACCAAGAAAUAUCAGACAUUUUAGGUGAUAAAGGCCAGACAGAUGCAUCCGACGUGGAUAACAAAAGCAAAAUUGAUGUACAGACUGAGUGUGGAGAUCCUGUUAGAAAGGUAGACAGCGUAUGCACAGAAGAAUCUGAAAUGUCUGUAGAUGAUGAAGAGAAGUCGCCAGAGAAGUGUGUGGAAGUUAAAUCAGACAAUAGUGGUGAUGGAUCACAACUCAAAGAUCUGAAAGAGACAGAAACCUAUAGCAAUGAAGAACACUCCAGAAGUGAAAAACCCCACAUAGGUGGAGAACCCUCCAAAAAGAGAGAUCUCCAGGUGGGUGGAGAACCCUCCAAAAAUGAAGAAAAUCUAAAAGAGGAAGGACAACAGAGGGAAAAUACAGAAGAAUCUACACAGACCAGUGAGGUUAACAUAGAUGAAGUACCCAUAGCCUCCAAUGAAUCAUCAGUUGAUAUAUCAGUCCCUUUGAGUGUGAUCACUUCAGGAGCACCAUUAUGUUGUUGUGAUGAUGUCUCAACUCCUGUUGGAGAAUUUGAUUUCUCUUCCCCUGUAGAAGCUGCCUCAACUCCAAUACACUUACCAGAUAGGGACGAAUGCUUCCCAACCAACAAUCAACAAGUAACAAGUCUUAUUUCAGCAAGUCAUAAUUCUGAAGCCCUUGAAAUGAUUUCACUCAUUGAUGCAGCAAAGGAGGAUGGCUGUAAAGAUGGAGAGAAGCAAAGAAGUCUUUCAAGCAGUAAAAAGUCAAGUCCUAAAGAGCAUAAACUCCAGUUCUGGCUUGUUCUGAGGCUGUGUAAUAAUUGUGUGGACAUAUUUUUUCAUCUACGGCACAGUGAAGAUUCCCACAUGUCUCCAACUAUGGCUGGUGGUCUAAUAGAAAUUGUAGUGAAUGCCAUCCAUGAAAACUGUAGAGCUGUCAAUCAGAGGAUGCUUCUACAAGAUCUUUAUGACACCAAGAUGUGUAACUCACUCCUCUUUCCAGAGGCAGAUGAGGAUAUCUGGAAACACGAAGACCUCAGAAUGUCAGUGUCCCCUGUUGGAGUUUACAUCAGUAAAAGUGAUGGCAGUGGUUACCUUGGUCGUUAUGUCCAGGGCGAAUACAUCUACCAGCCAGGUCAUUUCCAGUGUUCCAGCAAGUGGUUUGAUCAUCUGAUAUUUCACCCUCGUCUCCAGGAUCCCUCAGGAAACACUAGCAACUCUCUUGGACAUAAGAUCAUUAGAAGUGUUCUUGAUCGGUUUGCUGUCAAGAAUAGAAGAGACAUGUUUGUUUAUAAGGAAAGCAGUGGAAAAAUAUUUUAUUUUAGGUUGUUGGAGUCCCUGUGUGUCCUUGCAGACCAGCCCCAGUUUCUUCAUGAAAAUCCUUCCCAGGACCUUGCAGAAGAGCUAGACACACAAUCUCACAAUGAUGCAAUGUCAAACUUGUCUCAAAAGGGCUCACAGCUAUCACUGUCUCAGAUAUCUCUACCUAGAGAACCAGAACCUGAUGAUGACCUGAGUGAACCUACAAGAUCAAAUAUCAAAAGGACUUAUUCUCAGUCAUUGCCUUAUGACAAAGUGAAACAAAGUCUUGCCUUCAAUGUGUAUGGUGUCGAUGAUCCUGGGACAGAGAUAACUGUUGACUUACUUGAAGUUCUUAUUAACCGUCUUGAUGAUGCAACGCUUGAUGCUCUCACUUUUACACUGUCACGAAAUCCUAACAGCAAACUAAAUUAUUCUGAUGUCAUGUUUAUUCAGCCUAUCGAUGGUGCUCCAUCUGACAAACUAUCUCUUGUUAUUCCACCAAUUGAGAUUGGUUACCUAUAUCCACUAUUUUAUUACUUAAAACAAAACCUGCUACAAAUCUUCACUGUACCCAGAUAUGCUGAAGCAAACCCAAGGCAGCACUUUAGGGAUCCUCAUGCAACACCAAAUGACCAAUCAACAGAGAUUUUUAUCUACAACAGACCACACUCCUCUGGUGCUAAAUGUGUGGCUUGUAUUUCAAUGAGAUUUCUAGACUCUCAAAGAGAACAGAUUCAGUUCGAGGUGGCUAGAGUACCAUCCAUUAAUGUUGAGCACCUGGAUCGAAACUUUUACGAAGACAUGACAGAAGUUCAAACAUUAUCUGAUGACAUGGUGUUGGAAGACAACUACAUCAUUGAGUUCUCUAUCUGGAAGCGAGGCAGCAUAGGUCAAGAACAACUAUCCAGUCAACUAAAGUGUAUUACCCAGCAUGCUUUAUGUGAUCUCUUAAUGGAAUAUCUGCUUCUUCCUGCUCCCCUGUCCUCCAUCCCUGAGGAAUAUUUUGUCACACAGACCUUUAAACUGCGAUCAUUGUCGGCACCCCCUACCCCAUCAGAUGUUUCGCCCAGAAGCAGUAAACUUGGUGUCAAAUUGGAAACUUUGAAGGAUGAGAAGAGUGAGGCGUCUACUGGCCAAAGUGAUGGCAAGACAAAAAUUUCAAGGAAGAUAUCAAAUGACAGCACUAAGAGUGCACCAUGUCACCAUAGAACUCCAUCAACAGACAGUCAGGGAAUGGAAUUCAAAUCGUUCCAUGAAAAGCAGUCAUCAAAAGGACACCGGAGAUCCAAGUCAGCUGAUAUACGUGACAAGUUGUUCAAGAGCAAGAAAAGUCCAACAACAAGUAAGGAACCAUCUCUGGUAAAGUCAGAAAAAGACGAUACGCAAGAAACAAAUCAGAAACUUGGAUUUGAAGUGAUGCCAAAGUCUUCCCCCAUCAACAUUACCAAUGAUGAAUCUGUUGCUAAGGAUACUACCAUCAAACAUAGUGCUGCUAUGGAAACUGUUGCUAAGGAUGCAACACCCACUGAUGUUGUUGGUAUGGAUAAUAAUGUUUCAAGUGAAAAUGCAGAAUUGGCAAUUGAAGGUUCAUGUGAGAAAAAUGUUGAGGAGAAUCAACAGUCAAACGCUGAAAUGCAUGAUGAAGACAGCCAUCAUCAUGUGGAGGCACCACGGGAUUCUGUCUGUAAUGACUCACAACUUAAAUUAGAGGAAACAUAUGACACAUUUAGCCAGCAAGAGAUUCGUGAAUCACAAGAGUAUGCUACUCCACCCACCAACGACAGCAGUCACCCAUUAAAUACAAUGAAUGUGGACCCUACACAAUAUAGCUCAAGCCUGCAGUAUCCUCCAACUAAUGCUCUUUUAACUGUGAAAAAGGAUGAAACUUGGCAGGACUUGGAAUUGAGGAGAAGAAGGAUCAAAGAUAGAAUGACGAAAAGAAUCCAGUAUGAAAGUGGAGAGAAAGGAGAGCUUCAUCCAAAUUUUCACGAACCAGGACGAGAACUGUUCUUAUUUGCUCACCGGCUUGGUGCACCAUCCAUUUACUUCAUGGAGGGAAAGCUUCUCUCUCGUUUUGCAGUAGAUUUCAUGUUAUCUGAAUUAACAAAUCUUAUGGCAAACAUGUGUCCUGAAAUGGUCCCAAGAUUUUAUAGACAAGCACCUGAUGAUCACCAUGACAACACCUGUCACCAUGACGAUAGUGAGAGUAAAGAACACAGGUGUUCAUGUCCUCAUUACAAGCCAGGAAGAGAAGCUCUUAAGGCACAGGGAGAGAAUGAGUCAUCAGUGGACAUGACUGGUCGUGUGUUUAUACGUACACCUGGUUCUCCUUGUUUCUUUGUUCUAAUUGCACGGGACUACAAUCAAUGGAAAUCAUGUUUAGGAAUGGAAAGUGAACACAUAUCAGAUGAAAGUACAACAAGAGCGUUUUCUAGUCGGCAGAGAUUCAAAGCCUUGGAAUCACCUGUUGUGACAGCAAGAAGCCAAGACAGCUCAUCUCUCUGUAGUACUUCAACAUGUACUAUACCAAGACAGAAGCUCAUUCUGUUAACUUUCAUUGACAAAAAGAUAAUUUUAUACACAUACAACCUGGCUACAGAUGUCAAUCAGUCACUGGAAGACCAAAUCCAGCGUUUGAUCCACUGGAACAAUGCGCGCUGUCAUUUAACCAGUUGCCUAGUAACCCAGAAGAUGGGUUUGUUUCAUCAUCUACAAUUUGCUCAAAUCAACCAAGGUAAAAAAGACGACAAUCCAUACUCCAUGCCGACCAGUGACAUAGAUGUCUUUGCAUUGAUAAGCAAGGCAACUCCAUUGGAUCGAGAACGAGGUUUCUCUCGGUCGUUAUCUGCUUCUUACCUAACGGUAUUUGAUCAAGUCCUCCGUGAAGUCACUCCCUCCAGGUCCCUUCAGCGAACUCCAUAUCUUCACCACAGGGACCCUGUCAAGCGACAAGGCUAUCAUUUCAGAGAAAUUCGUGCUGCACAAAUUAAGAAGAAUACCAUCCAGGCUGCAUUGAAUGAUUUGUAUGUCAAAUGGCAGCAAGCUCCACCCCACCACCCUGUAGGAGAUGAUAAAGUUGAGAUUCUCAAACGUUCAUCUCGUCUUGUCCAUUACUGUGCAUGUCCACUGCUUUUUCAUCCUGAUUGGAGAGAAAAAUUAUCAGACAAUAGUCAACAAAGUACACAACAAAGCAACAAAGGUCCUCAUGACACUGCAUCGGAAACUCCUACAAGACCACAAAAAACUCUGGAUUCCACCAUCUCUGAAUCUAGAAAUUCUAAAGAGAAAUCCUCAUCUUUGCUAGAGGCUGAAGAUGAAUGGCAUAAGAACCUAAGAAGUGCAUUUAUUCAGCAGUACAUACAGUACAUGCAAUCUCUACAGUUUGUUGUUGUGCAGACAAGACCACAGUCACCAAAACCUGUCAAAGGUUCAAAACGUCUUUCCCGACGAACGGGGGCCAACAAAAUGAAAGGAGAACAACUUGAAAGCAUGAAACAACUACUGUCCAGGACCAACUCGGAUCAAACUCGUUUUCACCAGUACUUACAGAAGACAACUCCUGGAGGGAUCAUGUUGAUGGAACUUUUAUUCCAGGGUUUGUACUUCUAUGUACGUCUCUAUGCCAUUGACUGCUCUCGCAUUCCAUCAGGAUAUGACACCAGUCAACAUGAGAGUCGCAUGUUUCUGGAGGACUGUUCUCACUACAAGGACUACAUUCAUCUUCUUUCGUUCACCUAUGACUUUCAUCUUCGUCAAGCACAGUCCUACUUAAGUGGUCGUCAAAUGAUAUUCAAUAAAGGCUAUCGAGUUACUGAUCUUUUAGGUGAAGUGCUCAGGAAACACCCCGAGUACCCAGGUUUUGCUAGGAAUCACAUUUGUAAAGGUGAGAUCGCCGUGCCGUGUGAUCCUGUCAUCUCAUCAAUAAACGUAUUCAAAUACAUCGUAAAGCAUUCCAGUCAGUAUGACUUCAGCACCAUUAAAGUCAACAAGAUCAAUGAUGGAGACACAAGUUUUAUCCUGCUUGGAACAGACCAGGUCUUGUUUCCAUCGAAAGACUCGCAUUAUUACAGUAAUCUACGGGAUAACGCUGAAUAUGACAUCACAAUGGUUGUCACUCUUAAAAAUGCUUUUGAGGGAAGUGUAAUUCAUCUUGAAUACUUCAUUUUGAUGACAAGUAGACGUGAGUUGUUUCCAAAGCUGUCUUUAAGAGUUCCUACAAAUCCAUCGCUAGGUUCGCAUGGGGAAAAUGGUGAAAGAAGAGGAAGUUUGGAGGUCAAAAGUCCUCGUGUGCGCUUUGCUCGUUCUGUUCCUGACACAUCACCGCAACAAACCAAGUAUUCACCAGAACGAAAAUCAAAGACAAACUUAACAACAAGGGAUGCGCAGUCAUUCCAUCGAUCAGCAUCCUCGCCCCAUUCCUUAAACAAGAUGGUCCAAGAAAUUACAAAAUCAUCAAUUACCCAGUCCCACUCGGAUGAAAAUAUACCAGAGUCUAAAAAGAGACUGGGAACAAGCCCCCAUUCAUAUUCCUCGGGUGCCAUAAGUACAAUGGAUGGACGUUCUACUCGUGAAGUCGCUCUUCUUAAUGAGUCAUCUCAAAGAGCCCAUGAUCAUUUGGUACUUGUCAUAUGUCGUGCCCAGACCCACAGCAAGCGUGACAUGCUGUGGUUUAGGUUGCUAGCUGAGGGGACUAGUGAUGAGGAAAAGGAAGCAAAGAAGAGGAGGAAAAGUGAAUUUAGAAGGCCUGUUCCAGAUCUGGCUGCAAACUGGAGCUCGGGGAUUGAGGUAGAAGAACUUUACAGAGACAUUGGAAGUGAGGCCACAACCUCCAGAGGGCUGUCAUUGGAUGAGUUGAAGCUCCUGCUGUCAACAGUUGUUUGUAAAUCACUGAGAAACUGUGAUAAAAACCUUGUUCCUUUGCUCUCUAUGAACAUAAGUUGGUAUCACAGCCUAUUGAGGGUGUUAAUGGCCAAGUUCUCCAUGUUAUACCGUAUGUUUUCAUCAACUGGUGAAGAUGCAGAGGCUCAUUACCUUGUCCUGUUGAAUCCCAACGAGCUCGACAUGUUUGUUCUUGUCAUUGUUGACACCAAAGAUAACAAAACGGUAACGGACAUCCAAGUUGUAUUCCGAGAUGAAGCCAAAGCUAGUGGUGAUGUCACUGAGGACCUACGUCAUUUUGAUAAACCAAUAAGAGAUCACAUAUACAGCGUACUAAAUGCCGCCUGCUUUCACAUGUGGACAGCACUUCUCCCAUCAUAGAUGCAAGUCACUAGAUUUACCAGGAUAAUUCCAGGCAAUUCCAGAUAACAAUUCAUUUGUUAAAAAUCACCAAGACAAUGAAAAGGUGUAAUCUUCCUCACUUUGACAGCAUAGAUGGUAACAAGAAAGUAGCUAUAGUAUGGUGUUCCUGGCAUGUUAAAAUGUAAUUCCUGGUAAUUCCAUGAAUUUAGACCUCCACAAGAAAAAGGGAGAAUAAUUAAUAACCUUGAUAAAUAAGGAUUUAUAUGAAUCAAGAGUUGAAAAAUUUGUAUUAAUUGUAUAUUUUUGAGGUGAACUAAUGUCGUUUAUAUCGGCUUCCAUAAGAUGUGUUUGACAUUUUGUAAUAUUUGAAAUAAAAUAUGAAGGAUAAAAUGAAAUAUCAAAUUUAUUUCAUUUAAUGAAAUAAUCAUUGAGAAAAAUCAUUGUGUGAGGAAUAUUGUAUUUGAGCAUUUGGCUUUAGUCUACUAUGAAUGUAACAU